CGACUUGUAUACAAUAUAUCUGGCAAUUAUUAUAAUAAUUAUUGAACGUCAAUUGCAUUUUUGCUGUAAUUCGGCGCGAACGUAAUGGUGCGAAUGCAUCAUUGAAUUUAAAUCGAUUCGAAGAAGUAAACAUGCAUACUCCAAGUUUGAAGAAAGUCAGGGAAGAUAACCUACAAUUAUACAUUCAACGACAAUUUAUAACAAGUUGCAAGAGAGAACAGGAGUUUUAAAACUUUUUCUGAGAUAUUCGUCGGAAGAGUAGUUGUGCGCGAACGAAGCCGCUUCGGAUCAGCUGACCGCGUUCGCCUGGCACGUAAUCAACCCUCUGGCAAGCGAUUCAAUCUCGAAAUGUACAAAGCGAUAUCUAGAAUAUUGGUGCGAGGGAGAAGGUCGGAGCUUUUGAGAUGUUCCGUGACGCACCGGGACGUCGUAACGGCGGAGGACAGGUCGGGUAAGCCGAGCAAAGUAGCUAACCUCAAAAAGUAUUGGUUGGACAAAUACGUGAAUUACAUCAAGAAUUACGAGCGCACGCUGGAGAAGAAGUUCCCGCGUACGAUGCAGGUGUACCGCGUGUUCAGCGUGGGCAGCAAAGACGUAUACACGGACGUGAGAACUUGUUUUUCCACGUAUACCUCGAUGAUAAAGCACGGAAACGACAUCAUGGACAGCUUCACCCUGAAGGAGCUGCAAUUGAUGCACACGGUGCCGAAAGAUCUGCGAAAACUGUUGCCGGUGUUUCUGCUGUCGGCUAUUCCGUUCGCGAAUUACAUUAUUUUCCCCUUGGCCUUUUACUUCCCACGCUAUUUACUGACAUCCCAUUACUGGACGCUGCAGCAGAAACUCGAGUUCAUGCUGUACGAUCACAAGAGAAGGCUGUGGCAUAAUAAACCACUGUUCAGAUGUAUGCAGACAGAGUUCGGGACUAUCAAGGAUCAAAAGCUCAGGAUGAAGUGGCAGGAUGCCAUAGCUUGUCUUGGAAGUGGCACACAUCCAUCUACCAAGGAUAUAAUAGCCUGCUGUGAGCUCUUCUCAGGCCCGCCGUAUUCUCUCAACGCUCUUAAAAGGAAACACCUGAAGGAACUAUUAGCGAUACAUGGUAUGCCUGUAUGGAGGCCUUUCAAGAGAAAGAGGUUGAUGGAAAGGGGUAUGUUAAUACUGCGGAUGGAUCGUGCUAUUGUACGAGAAGGAGGAGUAAAGGCAAUGUCCAAUGAAGCGAUGCGAUGGGCGUUAUCCUUUAGGGGUGUAAAUCCUGCAAAUAUGUCCUUAGAAAGUAUGAGAAACUGGCUUGAGCAAUGGUUGGAAGUAUCGGCAAUCGUUGAUACAAAUAAUAUAUCUUUGUUACUACACAGUCCAAUUCUCUUGGCUUAUAAUCACUCAACAAAUUGGAUACUUAUAUACAGCUAAAGAAAAUUGUACAAUUUCUAUUUUUGGUAAGCUUUACUUUAUAUCAAUUUUUAUAAAACUUCAGAAAUUUGGCUUAUUACUAGUCGUACUUGUAAAAUACACUAGAGCGUACGAUGAUAGGUGCCUGUUGCCAAAUAAAUAUGAAUGUGAUAUUUGUUUCAACGUUUUAUUUAUUUAAUAUAAACAAAUUUAUACAUUAUUGUAUUAUAUUUAUAUAUAACAUUGUAUAAAACAGUACUACUUGUAAUAUAAAUUUCUCUACAUUCUUAUAUUCUACAAAAUGUACAUAUUAUGAUCAUAAUGGUAUAUAAUAAAAUAUCUAUUAUUGUAUUAUGA
This is a messenger RNA of Ooceraea biroi (clonal raider ant), 1740 nucleotides long. Its product is annotated as LETM1 domain-containing protein 1. Gene Ontology annotation, molecular function: ribosome binding. NCBI's taxonomy places the organism in Eukaryota, Metazoa, Arthropoda, Insecta, Hymenoptera, Formicidae. Gene Ontology annotation, biological process: intracellular monoatomic cation homeostasis. Gene Ontology annotation, cellular component: mitochondrial inner membrane. The record is from RefSeq and is a predicted model, not a curated record.